GCUUGUCCCUUUCACUUCGAUAUUUUCGUACGCGAGGUUGUCGGGAACGCACUUUUUAAAUUUUCGAUCGUUUUCGUUAGUUUUUUUAAAUCUAAAAAAAUGCCUGGCGGUUUCAAAUUUAUCGAUCGUUAAAUCCUAAUUUAUUGGAUCGAUGUCCAUUUUCGUAUGUGGAGGAGUUAAGUGGGGGAAAAAAGGACUUUUUCGCCUCGUUGAAUCGACAGGCGAAUGAAUUUUUUCCCCAGUUGAUAAUUCGCGAUUUUGUCUCGUCGUUUCCUUGAUUUUCAAUUUUUGAAAAUUUAUUUACUUUCAGUUGAACGAGCGGUUGAAAUGGGGCUAAUAAAAGCGCGUAAUCGAAUCUCCAUAAUUGGUCGAUCAAACACGAGCCUGCUUGAUCAAGAAUCUAUAACGAUUCAGUGCGAUUCGAGAGUUGGGAGCGUUGAUUUAGUAGUUUGAAAAGAAUCCACGACAGCGGGAAAUGUUGGUGGGUCAGAUCGGUAUGAAAAUCGGUUUAUUGCCGAUCGAUCGUCCGAUAAUUACAUUGCGAAUGAUGAUAAUUUGGCUGAGUUGUUCGUCGAUGAUAAUCGAGUCCACCGCCAUGUAUGCCCGAGCGAAAAAGCGACAAUCGUAUGAAUAUUACCCGAAAAAUCGGCAGGAAUCGGUAGAAAAAAGCGACUACGAGGACGCUGCAAACGGUCAGAAUUAUGUGCAAAACGACGGACAGCACGAGGAGACGAAUAUCGACGAAACGAUUCGGAAAAAUCGGCACAUUGAAAAUUUCGGAAACCAAAUAACCGAUUCUCGAUCGUCUGAGAUGACGAGAAUUUUGACGUUUCCGCUGAUGAAAAAGGACCAAAAUGGAAAUUCGGCAAGUGGUUUUGCACCGGGUAACCCUGCCGGGGAGUGCCUCGAGGGUGGAGUCGAUGCGGGAGUUAUUAAUGGAGCUGUAAAGAUCGGUAUCGGCUUUGGACUCGCAGCCGGCUGUAAGGACACGUUACAAAAGUACGAAGGUAAAUUUGGAGGCACGGAAUCGCCCCCUAAGAUGGUGCGAAUACCGAUCUUCAUACCUCGGCCGGUUCCAGUGCCAGUGCCAGUCCCUCAGCCAUAUCCGAUCGCGGUUGAUCGGCCAGUAGGCAUCCCCCAACCGAUUCCCUUCCCCUCGUUCAAUAUGCCAUCCCAUCAUCCGGUAAUGAGGCCGAUGCUACAAUUUCCGGGCCGGUUUAUGACCGGCAAAUCUUGGUUAUUUUGGAAGGGGAAAUAAAUGGCGCGGUCAUAAAAAUAAAGACGGAGCAAGAUGUAAGGAACGAGAGAUCGGAAGUGAUUAUUUUUUCGAUAAUUAUUUACAAUGUACGUGAAAUUAUGACGAAUAAAAAUAUCAUUUAA
Molecule: messenger RNA, 1380 nt
Organism: Venturia canescens
Lineage: Eukaryota; Metazoa; Arthropoda; Insecta; Hymenoptera; Ichneumonidae
Exons: 4
Coding region: 476-1258 (260 amino acids)
Source: RefSeq, a predicted model, not a curated record